Humulus lupulus (European hop) is the source of this 1362-nucleotide messenger RNA. RefSeq names its product flocculation protein FLO11-like. The record is from RefSeq and is a predicted model, not a curated record. Bases 1 to 1362 code for a protein of 453 amino acids. Lineage: Eukaryota; Viridiplantae; Streptophyta; Magnoliopsida; Rosales; Cannabaceae. The transcript has a single exon.
AUGGGAGUUGAAGAUGAAUAUGCUGCUGAGGCCUUUAAUAGUACUAGCAAUGGAGCUAAUUUUGAAGAUUAUAUGCUUUUCUCGCCCACAAUAACUUCUCCUCUUCAUCCAAGUUUGCCUCUAUCAGUUAUUAGAAGUUUAUUAUUAUCAACAACUGAUAGUUAUUUCACAACCAGUUAUGAAGAAUAUUUCAAAAUAACCAGUGGGGAUGAUCAACUUCAAAAGCCAGCAAAGCCAAUGCCAUUAAUGUAUCCUCAAUCAAACACUUCCAGCGGUAGUCCAAAUGCUACAAAUAAUUGUUCUUCAUCAGAUCCUAGUCUCAACAUAUAUGGUACUAAUAAUUCUGAUUCUACUGUGGAUCAUCAUGGUCAGAGUUUUCCCGGCGGCAAUGACCAACAAAGCCAUCUGACCAAAACGUUGUAUCCAAGUCCAAGCCCAACAACGACUACUACUACUUGUUCCAACGGUAGUAGUCCAAAUCCAAGUCCAAGUAGUGCCAAAAGCUCUUCAGAUGCUCCUCCUAAUCUCAACUUGGGUGGCACUAUUCAAUCAUCAAACACCACUACUAAUUCCAAGAGUAGUCAAAGUAGUACAAGUACUAGUAAUAAUAAUUGUUCUUCACCAGAUCCUACAACUACUUUUUCUGCUGAUUCUCAAACUAGUAGUACAAGUGACCAAAGAUGCCGUGUGUCUUUUCCUUUUGAAAUGGACCAAAGCCUUUAUAUGUCUAUUAUUUCUAGAUAUUUUAGUUAUAUGCUGGUUCACGCUGAUAUACUUCAAAUUGGGGUGCCUGCUACUGCUAACUCCAGACAAAGUCUACCAUUAUCUCCUCCUCAAUCAAACACUUCCAACAGUAGUCCAAGUGCUAGAAAUUAUUGUUCUUCAUCAGAUCCUAGUCUCGACAUAGAUACUAAUAAUUCUGAUUCUACCGUGGAACAUGGUCAGACUUUUCCCGGCAAUAAUGACCAAAGCGGUGUGUAUAGUUCUAGAUUUGGUGAUGAGAAUUAUGUCUUGUUUCCUCAACCACACACCAACGGAAGUACUGAUGAUCAUUAUUCUCAUCGUAACAUUAAUCUUAGUAGUGCCAGAAGCUCCUCAGAUCCUCCUAGUCGUCUCAACUUGGGUGGUACUAGUAGCUUACAAUUUGGGGUGCCUGAAGACUCCAGACAGAGGAGGGAAAAUAAUAGUACUGAUUUACCAUCAGAAUCUGAUGAUUUGCCUCAACCACCAAAUGGGCAGUCACAUAAUUUUUCUACAGCCAGUAAUGUUGUUGUUGAGGAUAAUUCUUCGUCUGAAACACCAAUUUUCCAGCUUGAUGAUCACGCUACAUUUCCACCCUUGCCACCCCCAGGGUCAUCUUGA